GAAACCAUGACUCCACCCUCCAAAGGCCUCCUCUUCCUCUGUCUCCUCUUCUUCUCAUCCAUCAUCACCCUCUCAACCAAGUCAACCCACCACCGCCACCACCGCCACCACCAGGCUCACCCGCUCGACCCCCUCACUCCCUCCGAGCUCGAGCUCGCCCGAGCCAUAGCCUCCGACUCAUUCCCCGGCUCGCCCCGCCGCAACCUCACCUUCCACUACGUCGGCCUCGACGAGCCCGACAAGCCCCUCCUCCUCUCAUGGCUCUCCGCGCCCUCUCUCUCCCGUCCUCUCCCUCGCAGGGCCCUCGUCAUCGCGCGGGCCGACAAGCGAACCCACGAGCUCACCAUCGACCUCUCGGCCCGUCGGGUCGACUCAGCCCGAGUGCACGCCGGCCAUGGUUUCCCGAUGCUCACGUUCAAGGAGCAGGCCGCCGCUAGCAGCCUUGCGCGGCGGUAUCCACCGUUCCUGGAGUCAAUGAGGAAGAGGGGGCUCAAGGCGGAGGAGGUCACGUGCGGGUGCUUCACGGUGGGCUGGUACGGGCAGGAGGCGAGGAAGGUCGGGCGGACGGUGAAGGUGAUGUGUUACUAUCUGGACGGGACGGUGAAUUUGUACAUGAGGCCGGUGGAGGGAGUGACGGUGACCGUUGAUCUGGACGAGAUGAGGAUCGUGGGGUUCGUGGAUAGAGUGACGGUCCCAGUGCCCAAGGCCGAUGGGACGGACUACAGCGGAUCGCAGAAGCGGGUCGGGCCGGCCCUGAAGCCGAUCGGGGUGGUGCAGCCGGAGGGCCCGAGUUUCACGGUGGACGGGCAUAUGAUCAGGUGGGCUAACUGGGAAUUCCACUUGAGUUUCGAUGUGAGAGCGGGUCCAAUCAUCUCGCUGGCGUCGAUUUAUGAUUCAGAGAAGCAGAAAUUCCGGCGGGUGAUGUACAGGGGAUUCAUUUCGGAGCUAUUCGUGCCGUACAUGGACCUCACGGAGGAAUGGUACUACAGGACCUUCUUUGAUGCGGGCGAAUACGGGUUCGGGCUCUGUGCCAUGCAGCUCGAGCCAUUGCGGGAUUGCCCCGAAAACGCCGUGUUCAUGGAUGCGUACAUUGCUGGACAGGACGGGAAACCUAUCAAGAUGUCCAAUGUUUUCUGCGUGUUUGAGCGGUAUGCUGGAGAUAUCAUGUGGCGUCACACCGAGCUCGGGAUUCCUGGCAAAGUGAUAAGAGAGGUGAGGCCAGAGGUAAAUCUGGUGGUGAGGAUGGUUUCGACGGUCGGCAAUUACGAUUACAUUGUGGAUUGGGAGUUCAAGCAGAGCGGAUCCAUCAAAGCCACAGUAGGGUUAACCGGUCUACUGGAGGUGAGGGGUUCGAAGUACACUAACAAUGACCAGAUAAUGGAUGAAGAAUACGGUGUACUAUUAGCAGAAAACACCUUGGGCACGCGACAUGACCAUUUCCUCAUCUUCCACCUCGAUCUCGACAUCGAUGGUGAUUCCAACUCCUUUGUCAAAUCCGUCUUCAAACAGACCCCAGUGACAGAUCGCCAAUCUCCCAGGAAAAGCUAUUGGAGUGUCGUUAGUGAAACAGCUAAGACGGAGUCCAAUGCGAAGAUCAAGCUUGGCUCGGAGCAGGCGGAGCUGUUGGUGGUGAACCCAGGCAAGAAGACUAAUGUGGGGAAUACGGUUGGUUACCGUCUAAUCCCUGGAUCAAUAACCAGGCCCCUCCUAUCAGACGAUGAUUAUGCCCAGAUUCGCGGAGCGUUUACCAAUUACAACAUGUGGGUCACGCCGUAUAACAAGUCCGAGAAGUGGGCUGGUGGAUUGUACACGGAUCAGAGCCAUGGCGACGACACAUUAGACACAUGGACCCAAAGAAACAGGGGAAUAGAGAACAAGGACAUAGUGUUGUGGUAUACCUUGGGGUUCCAUCAUGCGCCAUACCAGGAAGAUUUUCCGCUGAUGCCGACAUUGAGCAGCGGGUUUGAGCUCCGACCGGCCAAUUUCUUCGAGAGCAACCCGGUACUCAGAGUUGUACCACCUAAAGUGGUUAAGUGGCCAAAUUGUUCCAUACCUGCCGUUAUUUAGAUUGAAAGAUUGAUGUUGAGGAACAGAGCAUUACCUUUUCUCUUUUCUCCAUAUUCUCAAAACAUUAUUAUUUCGAGAGAAGCAAAGACCACGUUUUAGAUAGGAAUGGAACAUCUGGAUUUGUUGUGGGUCUUUUACUUUUGCAAACGAGAUGAACACUAUGAUCAUUGAACA
Molecule: messenger RNA, 2241 nt
Organism: Syzygium oleosum
Lineage: Eukaryota; Viridiplantae; Streptophyta; Magnoliopsida; Myrtales; Myrtaceae
Product: amine oxidase [copper-containing] alpha 2, peroxisomal-like
Exons: 5
Coding region: 7-2067 (686 amino acids)
Biological process (GO): amine metabolic process
Molecular function (GO): copper ion binding; primary methylamine oxidase activity; quinone binding
Source: RefSeq, a predicted model, not a curated record